UUUCCCCUUGAGCGGCUGGACUCGAGCGUUGCAUGCCGGUACCUGCAGUCCCUGCUCCUCCCUUCACGGAGCCGGCAGCGCCUGGGUGUGGGGUUUUGAGUACUACAACUCCCAUACUAGCGGUCCUUCCAUCUCCCCCUCUCUCUCCCACCAGACCAGAGCCUGUGAGCUACAGCACGGCUUGUCUUGACGAAACCCCCUCCCACCACCACCACCACCACCACGGACUUUCGGAACCGAAAAUCGUCGAGCUUAGUGAAUUGUUACCAACGGGAUUAAAAUCCUUUCCUCUCGAUGCACCCAUAGCUCCUUUACUGUGGCUCCAACGGAAGAAAUUCUUGUAAACGCACAUCUGUGGACACACUCAAAGGAAUGCUGUGUUGAAAAAAAAUACGCCUAUGCAGGUGGAUCUCUCACCAAUGAAUGUAGGGGAUGGAGGCACAGUGAGCAAAGAGAGCAGUGCCCUUACACAGCUGUCAGAGAGCAUGGUGGGGAAUCCACAGCAGACACUGCCUCCUGAACUCAGAGGAGACGUGCCUCACGGACAGCAGAACAAGCUGAGGACAUCUACAGACUGCAAAAUGCCUGGCGUCUGCUCAGAUGCCAGCAAGGCUAGCAAGACCAGCAAUUCAAACCAUUGUCCAGAAGUCCCUCCUUCCCAUCUCCGCAACAAUGCGGUGUUCAGCACUGAUUCUUUUAGCACGCCAUUAACCGAUAGGACAGAAGUUCCCAAAGCCCAGGCUGAAGGUGCUGCUGCCUACCCGACUCAGCACUGGCCUUGCGGUAAAAAGGUUGACUCGGACGACUUGAUGAGCUUGGUUCACAAUAGUGUGACCCAAAAUAAGAAAGCUCCUCAUAGUACUGGGCCUACCCAACCUGUUAUCAGCCUUUCCCCAGGAUUUCAAUGCUCAAACCUCUUUAAACCAGGCCAACCUGUUGCUUACCUUCCAUCUGCAAACUUUGCUUCUUCUCUUUGUAAGAUCACCUUGCCUCCAGGAUUGGGCCAGAUUGCCGCUCUGAGAGAAGCCACGGCUAGUCAGUUUCAAAAGGACUGUCCAGUGCCUUGUUCUGGCUCGAGCACGACUACAAGGGUCAAAACAUAUCCUUAUCAGUUUUCUGUGGGUCAAGGCAUUGCUGAGAAGAAACCACUGUCAUCCGCAUCUAAAGGCCGAUGUGAACAUGUUCCUAAUGCAAAGGGCCGCAAAGGGGUAGGAGAGCACAAAUCAACAAUUUCCUCUGCUGUUAGCCCAGCUAUUGCUCUCCCAGCGCAACAGGCCACACAAGCCUCAGCCUCACUGACUCAUUAUACUAUCUCUCCCACUGCUGCCAUCUGCUGUAGCUCAGCACUGGCCAACAUUACCACACAGAGCAGGCUUCUAAGCCUCGUAGAGAAAUGUCCUCCAUACAGAGGAAUCGAAAAGACUUCUGUGGCAUAUUUGAAGCCGAAGGCUGUAUCAUCUACUGAGGAACACAAUGCUCUGUGUCCUCCAGAGGCCAGAGAUGUACCUCUUGAUUUAUCUUCAAAAUCCAAGCGGCAAAAAAGCAUUAAGGAUGCUCAGAAUAGCCCGACUGCCACAAAUGAGCAAAGCUUAUUUGAGCCUCAUCAAAAGAAUUCCCAUGCCCCCAAAAGGCCUCAGACUUCCACUUUUGGUUCUGCCUCUACUUACCCCAAUCUACCAGACACCCAACGAAAUGGCUCGGCCCAGAGAUCCACCUCAAAACUCAGCAAUCACAAUUUGGAACCCAGUGCAUCAUGGGGCAAAGGCUCAUCUCAAGGUUCCUUAAACAACCUCCCAGGAACAUAUGUAGGUGUAGCAAGCCCCAUACUAGCCUCUACCUUGCGCAGCAAGGAUGGGAAAAGUGCUGCUUUUGUUGAAGAUGUUCAGAUAUUUGCUAAGCAAGAGACUAUUUCGAUUAUUGAUCAAGGCGAACAGUUAGCCUCCAGAGGGAAGAAGACACCUUUCACAAUAAAAGGUGAGAGGCAAAAUAAAGGUGGUAAGCAAUUUGGUAGUACUUCUGCUAGUACUACCUCCCCUGGAAUGCAAGAGCUUUCGUCCAAGCCACUAUUUACUUCUCCAACCUCACAAUCCUCUAGGACUUCAGGUGGAAAAGCAGGGAUUCCAUAUACACCUCCAGGUAAACCCUUGUGGCACCAACCACAUUUUCAGGGGAUGUCUUUACAGAAGCGACCAGCUCAGGGCCAAGCCCCAUCUAAGGUCAAAGGCAACCUGAGUUGCGAUGGCCCCUUGUUUCCAAAAUGUGAACUAAGCCCCACUAAUGUAAAGGAUGAAAAAUGGGAGAAAACCCAUUCACCUCUAUCCAACCUGGAGUCAAUAGUGAAGCAGAAAGCUCUUGAGACCACUGCACUGACUGGAGAAACCUAUUGUAAUCUGUCAACUGCGGGAUCCAGGAAGCCUGAGGUGGUCAACUUACUCAGCAGGUCUCAGAACCCUCCAGUGCAUCAACCUGUGGCCACUGGCUUUACACCCUGCGGAACUUCAGAGCUGCAGGACUGUAGCAAGACAGGUAGCAAUUCACCUUUUACAGAUGCAACAGUGGACAAUAGGCAGGAGGUGACAACUGUUUUUGUGCCCAAGGAGAAGUGCCAUGACAAACAGGCAAAGCAAUUAGAAAAUUUCACAGGCCAAAAAUCAGAGCUUAGCACACCUAAGAAAAGAUGUGCAUCCAAUAUUAAAGCUGGCAAGAAGGACAGCAAGCUGGCUCCAGAUCCAGAGGAGAAAGCCAGAGAAGACCCUGUAGUGCAAAGAGAACUCACACCUAAUUCGGAGGUUGAGAAUAUAUCCAUCCCUCAGCACCAUACUACAAUAGAGGCAGAAGGAGAGAAAAAAAUGAAUGGUGGUAAAAAAGAUAGUGUUUCCAAAGGAAAAAUACCUGUCACCAAACAGAAGAAACCAAGGAAGAAGAAGACCUCUCCUGAAACGUUAAAAAAGACUGCACCACUGAAGAAAAAAGCUCGGAUGAAGGAAAGUGCUACAGUAGUUCAAGUCCAUACCUCUAAAAAAAAGAAGGGUACCUCAUCUACUGCAGAAAAGAGCCCACUGAAGGAGAGCCUACUGAAGGAGAGCCCAUGUCCAAUCCCUGAAGGUGGGACUAAGAUUCACAAAAGAAAAAGUGCUCUGGUUAAAACUGAACAACCAACUUGCAGCAAACCCGAUUUUGAAAACAGCCCAGGUGUGCAGGUGGACCCUGCUUCCCUCACCAAGACUGAUCAGCCCAGUAAAGAAUCUAACUUGAAGCAAGUGUCCUCUCCAAGGCCAAAACGAGGGCGUCGGCGCACCGACGAUGCUUUGCUCCGAGACUGGAGCUUCGCUUCUCCUCCUACUCCUCCUCCUCCUCCUCCAGAAUCCCCAUCUUCCCCACUUUUGCCUGUUUUCCCGCUGAGGCGACCUCGGGGAAGGCCUCGUCUCAAUCCCCUGCCUGAAGGUGGGGACCCAGACAACAUUAGACCUGCUCAGCUGGCAGAGGGAGGAGACCUGGCCUCUGCAAAAAAGAGAAAGCGAUGCAGGAACCGCAAGUACCAGAAUGGGGAGUACAUUACAGAUAAGGAAAAGGAAGCCAACGGGGAGAAUGAGGAGAGUUUUGUCGAUGGAGAGAAUGAAGAAACGGUCCUUGUUUUUACAGAUGUGGACCCUCCUCUUAGUGCCACUUUGCCAUCUGAAGAUUCAAAUCCUGACCUCAGCCCCAGGAAGUCCCUGAACACCCGCUCAGGGACCAUCCGACUUCAUGAGAGUCCAUCCACCCAGGAAUUUAACGACAAACCUCCAGGAAAGAGAAAGUUCAAAAGCAAGCACUUGUGUGAUACUGAGGAACAGAAAAAGCUCAAGAUCAAACGAGGUCUUACGGGGAAGCGCUCCUCAUCCCUCUCCGCAGAUGAGGAAAGCCCUAAGGCCAAAAAACCUUCCACUCCUUUCUCUGCCUCAAAGGAAUCAUCAUCUCCUGUUCCUAAGAAGAAAGGGCCUGGAAAAGCCGGGAUCCCCGAAUCUACACCAAGCCGUCCUGUACCUCCAGAGGUUCGCCGAUUGAUUGUGAACAAAAAUGCGGGGGAGACUUUGUUACAAAGAGCUGCUAGGCUGGGAUACCAGGACGUGGUGCUGUAUUGCUUGGAGAAGGAUGUGAGAGAGGUGAACCGCCGGGACAAUGCUGGCUACACAGCACUGCAUGAGGCCUGCGCUCGUGGUUGGACGCACAUUGUGCAGGUGCUGCUGAAACAUGGUGCCGAUGUCAAUUGUAGUGCACAAGAUGGGACACGCCCCAUUCAUGAUGCAGUCGCGGCUGAUAGCCUAGCGGCAGUGUGGAUGCUGUUAAACCAUGGUGCAGAUCCAACACUGGCCACCUACUCUGGCCAAACUGCUGUUAAAUUGGCCCAAAGUCCCAGCAUGAAAACCUUCCUCAAAGAGUACUUCACUGACCUAGAAGGACGCCCUGACCAGGAUCCAAGUCUGCAGUGGGAUUUUUACAGCAGCUCUGUGUUUGAGACCGAUCAGGAGGCCUGCUGGGACUUCCUGCUGUCUCAACCUGAAGAGGAAGACAAGGAAGAAUUGAGAGAGCAGGGAAAGGAAAAGGACAUGGACUGCCUUUUGUUUGAGUUCUCCUCUGAACCUUUAUUACCCUGCUACCAUGUUCAAGUAUCUCUAACACAGGGGUUUUGCAACUGGUUUCUGCUGUUGGAUGUGUUGAAGCGCCUGAAGGUCUCAGCUCGCAUCUUCCGUGCAAGAUACCCUCAGUUUGAAGUAGUGAGCCUCACAAGGGCGGAGCUUUGGAGGCAGGUGAAUGUUAGCCAGACGUGCAUUUCUCCAGAUGAGCUGCGACCCAUUGCUAAGGAGGACAAUGAAGAAACAGUCGAGCUGGUGCGCUGCGUACCGGAGCUACAGGGACUGCUAGGUUCAUCCAUUCAGCUGCUCCAAGAGGAUGACAAUGAUGAUGAGAGUUCAGAGGUCAGAGGUAGCCUCUGCAACCGAUAGCGAUGUCCUGAGUUGUGUGAGUAGCUGUACACAGGCAUUUGCACCUCCUUAUUUACUGGUAGAUGCACUGCUCCUAAAACCAGCACUUUGUAUGUACUCUAUCCGCCAAAAAUGGCUCAUCAAAAACGGAUGAGAUCCUCACAGAACACACCGUUCUCCCAGACUACCUUCCUUUACAGCAGCAGAAGGGGCCUUGUUAGACUGACUUAUCUUGGAAUCACUCACAGGAGCAGGGAGGACUCUAGCAAAGCGGACAAAGUCAAUUUCUGUUCCCAACCUGUAGGUAUUUUUCACUGUUCAGUAACUUCUCUCAAAUCUUUUUAUAUGUAUAAACCUAUAAGAAUAUGUAAAUAUAUAUGUAUAUAUUGACAUCAGGGUGAGCCCAGUUUGGUUGUAAUUUAUCAAUGAUAUGUUUUAAUGUUUGUUUAUUCCUGGGGUUAUGUGAAUAGUUUUGAAAAGGUGCCCAAGGCAUUUUUCUUUUUGUUUUAUCUUGGUGAACUAAGAGGUUUAUGGCCAGCUCAUUGUGGCAGGAAGGACUCUGGGACAGAUGGUUCCUCUGUAAACCAGUGAGUCUCUCUUGCUCUCUGUUUCUGUUUCUCUCUGUGAGGACCCCUAACCCAGAACAUAUGUCGAUCAGUCCUGCCCUCCUUUACCUCACUGUACUUCGGCUCACGUUGCCACCACAGCUCUGCUUCCAACACCUCAACUAGAUGCAUUAAUCUUGGUUGGUUUCUUUGCAGUGUAGCAGGCAAAGUAUUGUUCUUUCAUAUUUAUAAACCCAGUUAAUUCUAAUUUUCAAGGCAAGAUAUAGACUUAUCCAUGAAUGAGUUUUAUUUUAUGUUUACAAAACCUAAAGAGAUUGUUGGAUAUCAAGGUAUGAAGGCCCUUGUGUAAGCAAGAUGAAAAAGCAAACCUGUGGAAUGCUUUUUUUUUUAUUUUGAGAUAUUUCUAGGGACUUUGUUUUGGAUGUUGGUCACAGUUCAAGGUCAUGAGGAGAGGAGGCCUCUCUUACUUAGCUUGUUUUCCCCAGUGUACCUGGUUCCAGCAAGCAUUGUGGUGCAUGGUGUGUUUUAUUUACAUGGUUUGACUGUUUGUGUUUAAUUUAAUAGUCAUUAAUAUAUUUGACUUUUUGUGUAUCAGACAAAUGAUAUAUGAAAGUUGCUUUGUAUGGUUGGUGCUUUAUUUGAAAUGUACAAUUAAUGAUCCCUUUACCCUACGGAUGUUGUGUUCUCCUUCACUCCAAACAGUGUUUUAACAAGCAAAAGUACAGUUUUAUUGUACUGGUGCUAAAAUAGAUUUUGUGUUGACAAUCAUUGACCUUUUUUUGAACUGAAACCAAUAAAUACUAUUUAACUGAAGAGUGAGAAAUGUAAAGAGAGAGUUUAGUUUCAUUACCAAUGGAGGUCCACCAAGCUGUGAGAGAGUACUUGAUUUUGAAGGUUUAUUGUCUGUGUGAUGCGCAAAGGGGAUGUGUUUAUCUGAUUCCUUUUUAAAAGAAAUUGACCAGAAUAAAGCAUGAUUGUCAA
Molecule: messenger RNA, 6508 nt
Organism: Ictalurus punctatus (channel catfish)
Lineage: Eukaryota; Metazoa; Chordata; Actinopteri; Siluriformes; Ictaluridae
Gene: bcorl1
Product: BCL6 corepressor-like 1
Exons: 12
Coding region: 399-4982 (1527 amino acids)
Biological process (GO): negative regulation of transcription by RNA polymerase II
Cellular component (GO): nucleus
Molecular function (GO): protein binding; transcription corepressor activity
Source: RefSeq, a predicted model, not a curated record